UUGAGCCUUUACCCCCUCAAAUUACAGCCCAAUCAAUCUAUUACAUUUUCUGCCUCGCUUGCUUGGCUUCAACGGUGUGGUUUACUGCGUAGACGAAGCUGCGGAAAGCGAUCCGACUCCGGCCGCUCCUCUCCAAUGGCGACCACCCUUCGAUUGUACCUGACUUGCAUCCGCAACACCCUAGAUGCGGCGAUGUGUCUCCAGAAUUUCCCUUGUCAAGAAGUCGAAAGACAUAACAAGCCAGAAGUCGAACUGAAGACAAGUCCAGAACUCCUAUUGAAUCCGGUACUAAUAUGCCGCAAUGAGGCAGAGAAGUGCUUGAUAGAGACAUCAAUUAAUUCUAUUCGUAUAAGCUUGAAGGUGAAGCAGGCAGACGAGCUUGAGAACAUCCUUGCCAAGAAGUUUCUUCGGUUUUUAUCAAUGAGGGCAGAGUCAUUCCAGGUUCUGAGAAGAAAGCCAGUGCAGGGAUAUGAUAUUAGUUUUCUCAUAACAAACUACCACUGUGAAGACAUGCACAAGCACAAGCUUAUAGAUUUCAUCGUGCAGUUUAUGGAGGAUAUUGACAAGGAGAUCAGUGAACUAAAACUGUCGGUAAACACAAGAGGACGCCUAGUAGCUACUGAAUUUUUGAAGCAAUUCAUCUAAGGUGAUGUUGCAAGGAAAAAACAUGGUUGGAUUAACAAAGCUCCGAAUUGACAAAGAUGAUGAAUAUGCCCCAUUAUUAUUGGUUGUGAUGCAGUAGUAUUAUUUUGUUAAUGAGCGAUAUUCUUUCGAUACCGAACAUUUAUCACAUGGACAUUUGAUACGCUAUUAUUAUUGGUGUCACUGCAGAAGUCAGCCAUUAGAACAUCCCAUCCAUAAA
Molecule: messenger RNA, 862 nt
Organism: Musa acuminata AAA Group (dessert banana)
Lineage: Eukaryota; Viridiplantae; Streptophyta; Magnoliopsida; Zingiberales; Musaceae
Product: actin-related protein 2/3 complex subunit 4
Exons: 8
Coding region: 136-645 (169 amino acids)
Biological process (GO): actin filament polymerization; Arp2/3 complex-mediated actin nucleation
Cellular component (GO): actin cytoskeleton; Arp2/3 protein complex
Molecular function (GO): actin filament binding
Source: RefSeq, a predicted model, not a curated record